This is a messenger RNA of Homarus americanus (American lobster), 3325 nucleotides long. It is a transcript of the gene ppl, whose product is annotated as glycine cleavage system H protein-like. Gene Ontology annotation, biological process: protein lipoylation; glycine decarboxylation via glycine cleavage system. Gene Ontology annotation, cellular component: cytoplasm; mitochondrion; glycine cleavage complex. The transcript is spliced from 5 exons. The record is from RefSeq and is a predicted model, not a curated record. The coding region runs from base 38 to 544 and encodes 168 amino acids. Lineage: Eukaryota; Metazoa; Arthropoda; Malacostraca; Decapoda; Nephropidae.
UGAUCACAUCUUCCUACGCCUUCUGCUACGAACCAACAUGGCUAAAGUGUUGCUCAGUGGUUUCUGUAGUAUUACCAGGAAGAUCUCCCCUCAGCACCUACAGAGGAUCACUCCCCUAUGGAACAAUGUCCCUAGACACCUGAGCACUGCACGCAGUCUGCUGUCAGAGCGCAAAUACACAGAGAAGCAUGAGUGGGUUGCUGUUAAUGGUAACAUUGGCACCAUUGGUAUCACAAAUUAUGCUCAAGAGUCGCUAGGAGAUAUUGUGUAUGCCCAGAUGCCAGAGGUGGACACUGAAUAUGAACAAAUGGAGGAGUGUGGAGCUCUUGAGAGUGUAAAGGCAGCCAGUGAACUUUACUCUCCUGUGUCUGGCAAAGUGACUGAAAUCAACACUGCUGUUGAGGACCAACCAUCACUCAUCAACCAGAGCUGUUAUGAUGAAGGUUGGUUAUUCAAGCUGGAGUUGACAGUUCCAGCAGAAGUAGAUGAAUUAAUGGAUGAAGCAGCAUACGAGGCAUUUUUGAAGGCAGGCGAAGAGGAAUAGCACCAGUGAGAAUGAACAUUGCAUCAAGAGGCGCAGCACUUGACCCAACCUACCCGUUUCAAGCUAUCUGUUGUGCAGGUGCCUGAAUAUGCUCCAGUACUGGUGGAUAGCAUACUCUGGGUCUCCUAACUCUUAACAUGAACUCAUCCUCAUCAUCUAGCUAACUGAAAUAUCCUGUAUUAUUUAACCUUUUGAUUUGUAACCAGCCCACACUAGUGACAGAGAAAAAUAUACAGGAAAUUUGUGUGUUGCAUGGGGAGCGUCCAGCAGCUGUGCACAUGACCACAGAUUGUAUAACAUCCAGCUACACAGUUGAGUCAUGACUUGGUACAGUUUGAAGUUAAGUGAACAAUCUUAGACUCCUCCCCAAGCUUGAAGUGGGAUUUUGUGCCAGUGCAGCAUUACAUUCUUAUAGCUCAUAUAGAUAUUUAAUUUUUUUUAAUGGUUUCAUCCACUAACAUACUGUCUUUUGAUGAUCCAUUUUGUUGAAAAAAAAAUUAAUACAAAUAGAUUUUUAAUAAUUAUAACUACUUUUUCACCAUUGAGAGUUUUGUAAAAGUAAUUUUUAAAUAAGAUUUACAUAUUGAAAAUGUGGUGGUGUAUUUUUUCCAGCUCUUCUUUUUGUCACAAAAAAUGGAGAUGUUAUUUAUUCUCAUAUUAGAGUGACAUGCUAAGAGCUGAUGAUGUCCAUUGGCUGUGUAUUAUUUUUAUAAAUAAUAUGAUGAAGGAAGGGUGGUUACAUAUGAUAGGACAAUCUAAACUGUAAAUAAUAGCACUGUAUUAGAAAUGUUGUAGCCUCUUGACAUUGGGUUGAUGGAGGAUAUUCUGGUAGCAUCACAAGACAUACCAUAUCCCUUUUAUUUAUGACCCUGAAUUUCAUUUCAGAUGUUACAGAAAAAUAUAAGAAGUCCUGGUUCCAUUACUUUAUAGAGAUAUAGUAAAAGUAUUGCAUAGUAUAAGUGGUAUUACUACAUCAUGACUGAUUGCUAACUCUUGGAUAUACAGUACAGUAGUGAGGAACCAGCAGCUAAGCAAUACAAAGCCACAUAUGUGGUUCUGAAAGUCUGGAGUGUAUACAGACUGGACAUGAAAGAAUGUGAAGACGACCAUUGAUAUAAUUUCACUGUAAGGAUUGAUAAGAUUUUUGUCAGCCUGUAGCUUAUCUUGAAUAUUCUUCAUGUGGAUACACCUUAUUUUAGUCAUUACCUCCUGUUUGUUAAAGUUGUUCCAUUUAGCAUUAUUGCAUCAACUAAAACUUAUCCAAAGUGUCCGGUGACUUUACUAUCGAGUUCAUUAGUUAAUUUUCAAGGCAUAACUGGAGGAUUGAGGUCUUAUGUUCCCUGAAUUUGUGUAUUGCCCUUCCACACCAUUGCUGAUGGAUAUACCGUCAUAUUUAAAGCUUCUGUUUUUCUCAUAGUGCUGGUACAUUUGUUAUGUGUUGGUUAUGACCUUUAAUGUAAAUAAUGUAGGGGUACUUAAUUAUGGGAAACUGUAUUCUUAGUAGGGGUCUAUCAUUAUGCACCUACUAUAAUUUUUUUUUUUUAAUCAAUUUACUUAACCCUCUUGCACAUCAUGACACGAAUCACGUGAAAUCAUGGGGUAGCACUAUUUGCAACUAUGACAUGAAUCAUGCCAUUGAACUUAAAAAAAUAUAUACCUCAAAAGUUCUCAAGAUAAUUGCAUCCAAUUUUUGUGUGUCAUAGAUGAUCUUCCAAGGGAAGCUUCCAGAAAGUACUAAAGUGUAGGUUGAGUUCCGCUGUCCGUCAAUUUCCUCCCAUCAGCCAUGCUGGUAGGUUGUGUUUGUCCCACUAUCUUGUCUCCCACCCUUCCCAUUAUUAGUCAUCUACAAGUUCCAAAGCCAUCAUUGGAAACUCAAAAAAUUCUGCUUCUAUGUAUAACUAUGAUACACUUGUGGGUUUGUGAGAAAAUAUCAAAGAUAUGCUGGGAACACAAAUGCACUAAUUUGUUUUCUUUAUUCAGAAUGAAAAAUAGUCUUAAGUUCGUCCUUUUAUUCUUGCUUAUGUUAAAGACAAAACAAUAACAAAAUCAGUGGUGUAUAAAUCAUGCAGAAAAAACAAACAAAAUCUUAUGGUAUAAGUUGGCCUCAAAAUGAAGAUGACCGGACCCCCAUGAGUGGUCCCAAUGACUUUUGUCGUGGUCACAGAACUUAUUGUGAGUGCGAGAGGAUUAAAGGGAAUUUUAAAAAGGGCAUUCACUAAUUUGAUGUGCGAUACCCUAGCUAGUGGUGUACGGUGGCCUUGCUGGUGAAAUCAAAUAACAAUGCAGUAUUUUAGUGCUGCUUAUCACAGCAGGAACUAAGGAAGGAUGGGAUGUGGAGGCAAUACUGUAUCCCACACCUGUGUCUACAACAUUGCAGUGUCAUAUAAAUACUUAAGUUUCUUAUGUUUUCUGUUCCUUAUUUUACCAAUGGUCACUCCGGUACAUCAUAGCCGUCCUGUAACAGCCAAAAAUUUGAAAUUAUUGGUUCCACAACAAAGUAGCAGUGAUAAAAGAUUAUUCUACACUUUAUCACUUCUAAAAGUUGAUUCCAGUUCAUAUUGGCAUGGAACACCUUGCUGUUGUUAAUUGAUUCAUAUGCCAUUGUAGCCAGUCUUGCCUUAUUACAAGACUAACCCUGUAAUUACUAAGCUCAGUCACAAAAAGAGAUUAUGCUAGUACCGUACUAUAUAUUGAUUGGUAACAAGAUAUUGUUUUAUAGAGGUUGUCAGUGAUGGUGUUUUAAAUUUUAUGGUUGUUAUAGUGGAAUAAACGUACAAGAUA